Molecule: messenger RNA, 564 nt
Organism: Dictyostelium purpureum
Lineage: Eukaryota; Evosea; Eumycetozoa; Dictyosteliales; Dictyosteliaceae
Exons: 1
Coding region: 81-521 (146 amino acids)
Biological process (GO): response to heat; protein folding; response to hydrogen peroxide
Source: RefSeq, a predicted model, not a curated record
AAUUUAAAUAAAUAAACAAACAUACAAAAUAAUAUAUAUAAUUAAAUUAAAUAAAUAAAUAAAUAUCAACACUCUAAAAAAUGGCAACUGUUUUUGACAUCUUAUUAAAUCAACAUUAUAAUACCUUAAACAAUAAAGAGCCAUAUGGUAUUGGGUUCGAGCCAGAACUUGAUGUUGUUGAAACAACAGAUUCUUUUAUUAUUGAAACCGAACUACCAGGUGUAAACAAAGAUGAUAUUCAAAUAGAAAUUAAAGAUUCAAAGCUAUACAUUCAAGGUGAAAAGAAAAGAUCAAUUCCUGAGACAUCACAAACUAGCGAAAGUUCCCAAAAUACUGAAUUCAAGAACAAAAACUAUUUAUCUGAAAGAUCAUUUGGUAAUUUCAAAAGAUAUUUAGAUUUAACUAGAGUACUAUCUACAUUAGAUUUAUCAAACAUCAAAACAGAAUACACCGAUGGUCUUUUAACAAUAACCAUCAACAAAAAACAAGAGUUAUCAAACUCAAUUAAAAUUACUCUAUAAAAUAAUAAAACCAAUAAAUAAAUAAAAACAUGUACAUAUUUUU